Molecule: messenger RNA, 418 nt
Organism: Mercenaria mercenaria
Lineage: Eukaryota; Metazoa; Mollusca; Bivalvia; Venerida; Veneridae
Product: serine protease inhibitor Cvsi-2-like
Exons: 3
Coding region: 122-397 (91 amino acids)
Source: RefSeq, a predicted model, not a curated record
AUCUUUAUCAAGACAGGAUUAUACAUAUUAUUGUAAUAUCACGAGUGACAAAAUAAAUUUAAGUAUAAAUACUGACAUUUUUAUAGAUAAGGAUUUUGUUCUACUUUGGCCGGUAACAGACAUGAUGAAAAUCUACAUUUUUCUUCUGUUUUCUACUGUGUUCUGCUACAGUGUAUUGGCUGAAAAUUGUGUAAAUAUCAACGACUGUAUUCUUACGCAGUGUAUUCAAACAACAGUUCAUUCCCAUAUUGCUUGUGACAAAGGGCAUUGCACGUGCAAAGAAGACGCUAAACCAUGUAUAUCUAUACAAGACUGUAACAUGGGUGCUAGAUGUAUUGGAAGCAGCGGUCAACGGGAUAAGUUUCAUUGUCUAGACUCGACGUGUCAGUGUAUCUAAUAAACAAUAUGCAUACAAAAA